AUGCUUCCGGCUACACGAAAUUCUGCGCACGGUGCUCCGGCGAGCCACUGCUUCGAUGCUGCGGCAGGUGUGACCAGCAACGCGUCGACAGAGUGGUCCGCAGGCUGCCUCGCCGCAGACGCCGGCUCACCGCGGGUCACCGUCUGCUUUACCCCUGACGACGGGAAGCGCAUUAUGACCACCGCUUCCGCUAGUAUCCUGUUUCCGAUAGAGCCAUCUGGUGGGCGCCCGCUCUCUUAUGCCUGUACUGCCCCUACAUUCCCGAGCAUCAGCUGCGGCUCGUCGUCGUCGAAGAUCACGACCGAGAACCAAUGGUUCGGCCGCAGCGGCGGCGGGUCGAGACCUCAGCCACCACCGCAUCAGUCACAGGCCUCCCGUUCGAACAGCUCCACGUCGGCGUACUCCACCAUCCAUGGCGGGCCCGGCGGCGAGGCCUACAAGACAGCGGAUGAAGCCGCAUCCGCAGCGGCGUCGGAAGUAGAAGCAUGUGGGGACAACGCGGGAAAUGCGCAGUGCGGCGACCCUUGGGACACGGACCCAUCCGCCGUGGAUCUGCUGCUGCUGCUGAGGGGGGCGCCGUCCACCAACGAGAUGGCCGGCCAGCCCGCCUACGAGACGACGUUAGGCCCACGUGUCAAGCAGCGAGAAACCGACCAGGGCCCGGACCGACCAGCCCAGAGUCCCGCAAUCACCCUCCUCGGGCCGCAGCAGCAGCCGCGCACAGGUCCACUCCACCCGGUGCCGCCCUCUCCCCCGGGAGUGUCAGCCACACCAGGCCACAAGGGAGGCACCACAAGACAGCCCCCACCGCAGGACGCCCGCCGCCCGAAGCCACUACCGCACCAGGGGAGCAGUCGCAGCGCCCCGGUAUCCUCCAGGACCCAGCAACAACCAGUCCCAACACCCCAUGGUUCCAGCAGCAGUGGCAGUGGCAAUCCCUCAACCCCGACUCCCGCCACCAGAGAUCACGACCCGGUGUUCAGGCAAGCGUCAGCGGCCACUGACCAGAGUCAUCCACCACCAUGGUCGCCCACCUCCGGGAACGCCCCCGCCGGGGUCGUCGCCGUCAAGCGCAGCAUCCACGCAGGGGUUAAGGCGCUCCCCCCAGGGUCAGCGCGGCGCCCAAGGCACAGCAGCCACCGCAACGAAGCUCCGCCCCAGAAUGGCUCCGACCAUGCCCUCCAGCCACCCAGAGCACCACCACCCGCGGACAGCCUCCCAAGCUACCCCUGUGACAUUCCCCGAAAGUCUGAGGAGAAGAGGGGAAGACCGGCAGCACCACCCACAAAAAUCAACGGAGCACCCUCCAAGGGAAUCUCCCCAACCCCGCCCAAAACCGACAACGCUCAGCGGCAGGACAAUCAACGGCAAGACCGACCAGAGCGCAAUAGUCAGUGCCGACCCCCCGAGGAGCUGGUUGCGCGCUGGACGACACGUAAUGAGCUCAGACAUUUAGACUGA
This is a messenger RNA of Dermacentor silvarum, 1461 nucleotides long. Its product is annotated as basic salivary proline-rich protein 4-like. NCBI's taxonomy places the organism in Eukaryota, Metazoa, Arthropoda, Arachnida, Ixodida, Ixodidae. The transcript is spliced from 4 exons. Bases 1 to 1461 code for a protein of 486 amino acids. The record is from RefSeq and is a predicted model, not a curated record.